Messenger RNA from Crotalus tigris (Tiger rattlesnake), 5987 nucleotides. It is a transcript of the gene ZNF804B, whose product is annotated as zinc finger protein 804B. The record is from RefSeq and is a predicted model, not a curated record. Lineage: Eukaryota; Metazoa; Chordata; Lepidosauria; Squamata; Viperidae. Gene Ontology annotation, cellular component: nucleus. The transcript has 4 exons. The coding region runs from base 1 to 3789 and encodes 1262 amino acids.
AUGUGUCCUAAAGAUUUUGCUGAAAAAGAGAAGGCAGCAGAAAGGGCUUUGGAAGAUGUGAAGGCUAACUUUUACUGUGAAUUAUGUGACAAGCAGUACCAUAAACACCAUGAAUUUGACAACCACAUCAAUUCCUAUGAUCAUGCACAUAAGCAGAGAUUGAAAGAGCUGAAACAAAGGGAAUUUGCACGAAAUGUGGCUUCAAAAUCCUGGAAAGAUGAAAAGAAACAGGAGAAAGCUCUCAGACGACUUCAUCAGCUGGCUGAGUUGCGGAAGCAGUCAGAAUGUGUUGCCGGAUGCAGACCCAUGUUUAAAAGUCCCCAGGUAGUUGUAGAACAACCACAGCAACAAGCACAAGACACUUUUCUCUUAGCUCAAGCAGAGAAAGCCAAGAUUGCAGAUGAAAGGAAAAGCUCCACCAGCCACCAGUCCGAAAAACUACAGGAGCCUUUGUUAAACAAGGAUCAAUCAUGCAUAGAGAGACACCAUUUGCUUAAAAAUCAUAUGUCUCCAGAAUUCCCCUGCAGCACUAAUGCUUGUAACAGAACAGGGGUGUCCUUUUCCUUCUCUAAAAAAGUCCACUUGAAGCUUGAGUCAUCAGCAUCUGUGUUCAGUGAGAAUGUGGAAGAAGCACAUGACCACAUGGAGUCACCAAAGCAAAAAGUGAAACAAGCUGCUGAGGAAUGUUACACUUGCAUCCAUAGGAAUAGCAAGAGGAAAACUAAUGUACAAAAACCAUUAAGCACACUUCAGAGCCACCAAGACAGCAUUGAAGUAUAUAAUCUGGCUGGAAGAAAUAAACCACAUAAAGAAAAUAACCAAAACAGCAGCAAAGAAUCAGUGGAAACUCAUCUUCCAUUUUGUAAGGAGAAACAGCAUUCUCUAGAUUUGGAAUGUAUCAGCUCUCCUGAUAUAAAAUCAAGACAGCUGCUGAAGACUCGGAAAUCUAUACAAGGUUUCAUCACAUCUCAGUGCCAACCUACCAGUGCUUGUAUACAGCAACAAGCUUACCGGCACAGCAAUAUCUUGCUAACAGAAUGUGACUCUGAAUUCCCAGGCCAAGAGUCAUCUGAAGGAGGGCAUUCAUGUGCAAUACACUUUAAUCCCUGUAUAUUCAAACACUCUUCUGAUUCUUCAAAAACUAUGGCUACGGAUAACAAAACAUCAAAAAAAGAUGAUUUGGUUCAUGAAAUUAAGCCUAAAACAUUUCCUUUUCUUCAUGUACUGAGUAAAGAUGGCAGCACAGCCUUCCAUUGGCCCAUAGAACUUCUUUUGUUUACAAAAACAGAACCUUCCAUUUCUUAUGGCUGCAAUCCAUUAUAUUUUGACUUCAGACUUCCCUUAUACCAUAAAGACAAUGGGCAGCAUGAAGUCAAUCCAGAAACUUCUCAAGAGUAUUCAAGAACUAUGGAUAUAGAUAAAAAUCAUGCCUUGGAUCUAUCCAAGAAGAAGCAAUUGUCCACUAAAAAAGAUAACUUUUUAAAGCCAAAGAAGAACAGUGCUCUAUAUCUCAAAAAGUGCCAGCUAAAAUUAUAUAAAGAGAAAGAAAACAAAAUUAAUUGUAAUGCUCCAAAGUACAUUUCGGAUGAUGUGAAUGAAAAUAUACCUAAUGUGCCUGCUUACCUUAAUUGUUCACAAAGGCAUUGUACAAUAGCAACAAGUCACCAUACAGAAAUGUGCAUGAGAUCUUUGGCACAACACUUUCAUAACUGUGAAACAACAGCACAGGAUGAAGUUGGUGAAAAUGUUUGCAUUUAUCCUUUGGCAUCUAGGACAAAAAAGCAAAAAUGUGGAAAAUGUGAUUUAAUGUAUUCCCAGGAGCAAACAAAUCUGGAUUUGGUCACUUGUACAAGUAACAUAAAUGAAAAUGGAAAAGAUACACCUCUUGGUUGUAAGUUAGACUGCCCUGGUGAGUGCUUGGAAAAGGAAAGCAAUGUGAGUUUUGCUAAUGAUUUUUGGAAAUUCUGCCCUUUGCAAAAACCCUCGUCUGACAGACAGUCUAAUUAUUCCGACAUCUCCAUCGAUAGUGAAACUAGCAACACAAGUUGCUACUGUAACCAUAGAUCAAGCAAUCAUAGUAGAAGUAAUUUAUCUUUUUGUUGCAAAAGGAAACAAAAGUCAACUGGAAGACAGAAGUGUAAACACAAAAAGCACAACUGCCUUUCAUCUUCUGAUGAAGCAGAUAUAGACUGCUUUAACAACAAAAAAAGCCAGCGAUCUGCAGAUUGUACUCAGAAGCAUCCAAUAAAAUAUCAAAGAUAUUUGAGAUAUGGGCACUUGCUACAAAGAGAAAGAGCGAAGCAAAGUAGAAAUAGAUAUCCUGUCUGUAAACACAGCAGGAGCAGGAAAUAUGCCAGUUCCCAAGGUCCUUGCAUCUAUGAUUCAGGAAGCAGUGAAAGAUCAACUUCCACUCAAUCUAGAGGUAGCAGUUCAGGAUCCUUCAUGAAGGAAUCAGUGCAUAUCUGGAAUGAAGACAAAAAGACUAUGAGAAGCAAUGAAGAAAAAGAAUCCUGCUCUACCCAUUCAGAGAACCAGAAUGUGAACUGUGCCUCUAAGCAUAAGCAUGGGAUUUGCUCUGAUGACUGGUUGGAAAAGGAAGCAGCAAGACAGAAGUCAUUAACCGCCAAGUUACUUUUACAAAAGGUAAAAUCCAAAAGAAACCAGGAGCAAAUUGAGAGCACCAGCAGCUUUUCAAAAGCUUGCAGGAUAGAUGUCCCCUCUAAUCUGCCUGAUACAUCUUCCAUGGAGAGUGAAACAAUACUGCCUUCACAGGAGAACACGCACAGUGUUGACAUGAACUGUGUGUGGAAUCAUGAAACUGGUGAAAUGGAAAACCACAUAAACAAACAUUUGACCCUAGAUAAUAUUAUGGGCAAUACUAGCUAUAGUAAUUGCCUGCUCCAAGACUUAAUUCAAAGAGGAACCACCUGCCAAACCCUAAAUAUGGAAGCAAGCACAACAAUAAAGGAGAAGACAGAUCUCUUAACUGAUGAAACACAACCUCUUCUACAAAGCUGUGAUCCAGUGACAGGUGAUUUUCCUGGUCCUUUUCUUUCUCAUAGAUAUUCUCUUGCUCCAAAUUUUAUCGACACCAAAGAAGAAUACAAUACAAGUAUGGACGUGCUUCAAGCAGAAGAGAAUCUAAACUAUUACCCUGACAAUGCUAUGCAUAAAUCCAAUGAAACAGAAUAUAAGACUGAUCUUUAUAGUAAGUGUAUCUCCCCUCCUUUAUCACAACAUCCUAUAAUAUUUUCCCCUGAUGAAAUAGACAAAUACAGGUUUCUACAGCUACAGGCCCAGCAGCACAUGCAGAAACAAUUUGUAGCAAAGCAUCUCAAGGUUCUGUCUACUACUGGACCAGCCACUUUGUCUGCAUCCCCAGCAGUUCAGUCUGUUCCAGUCCAGCAGCACACUUCGGUUGCUACCCUCCACCAAACCUUUCUGCAACGCUUAGCUUUGUCCACUGGGGCUCAUCCACAUAGCAGCAAUCUUUCCCUAACCCAUUUACAUCCUUUCUCACAUGCUCAUCUUGCACCCAUGUCAAUUUCGCCAUUUGCUUCAACCUUCCUGCCAACUCACACAGCGCUAGUGUCUGGUCAUCCCUUCCAUUUGGUAUCAGCCACUCCUAUUCACCCUGUUACCCAACUGGCAAUCCCAUCCCUGCCUCCCACUGCCUUUAUUCCUACUUGGUUCACUCCACCGCUGAGUGCAACUGCAUCCUCCACAAUGCAUUUCAAUCCUUUGAUUCAUCCAUUUUUUCAGGGGCAGAAACUUCCACCUUAUUCUUGAACAUGGUAUGUACAUUGGUUCUCUGAACUGAGAAAAAAAAGUAAGUUGAAAAAUAAAUAGCAAGGUCACUGUCCUACAUUUUAAAAAGCAAUUUACAAUGGAAAGUCCCAUUUAGUAAUGUAAUUGUUUUCCGUUUGAGAAGUCAUGGUUUAUAUACUCCAAAUAUAUCAAGAAUGUUGAGCAAAAUCAAAGCUGGGCUGACACAGCACAUAAAUUUAAUCAUUAAACUGUUGAGAAGAGAGUUAUUUGUCACAAAGCCAUGUCUACUUCUUACUGCAGUCCUUUGCAAUUUGGCACAGUCCAGAUGUAAUUUGACUGCAACUUCUAAAAUUCCCAAACUAUUUGGAAGGUGCCUGAUUAGGAGAUAUUGUCUGACAACUCCCUUUAAGGUUUAGCAUGGUAUUUGCACUAUAGUAGGUAUUUUCUUUAAACAAAAUCUAUAUGUAUUUUCAAAAAAGGAUGCAUGGAAGAAUGGUUAACCUUGGAAAGCUUUUGGAGUACAUAAACUCCCAAUUCUCCCAUCAUCAUGCUAAUGAAGUUUGGCAGCACAUAACAGAUUUUAAGCAAUGCAAUUUUUUCUUGUUCUUUAAAAAAUGCAAUAAAAAUGAAAUAUGUCCCCAACUCUCCCCAGAAACACAGGCUGAAAACUUUGGCCCCUCUCCCUCAGGGAAAAGAUUGCAUCCAUGCUCUUGCAUCAUCACUGCUUAGAGAACCAAAUAAUAAUCAUGAGAGGAGGAGGAGGAAGAAUAUGUAUGAUUCACAGUCUAAAAAUGGCUCUGCCACAUGCUUGUAUUUAAAAAUAAAUAAAUAAAGAUACCCCCAAGGCAAACUUCACUUCUAAUGAUUACAUGGACAUAUCGUAAUUAUCAGAUUUGUUUGACACAAAUAUAAAAGCAGUUUCCCAUUGCCUUUCUCCAGGAUGUUCUUUUAACUUACAGUUGUGACAUUCAUACACGUCUAUCAUCCAACCACUAAACAAGCAAGUAGCAACUGUGAAGGACAAGCAGAGGUUACAGUGACACAAAUAGCAUUGCUUCAAUGCAUGUCCUGCCCCUUUUUCUAUGAUCAUGACAUACAUCUAAAAGGAGCAGAGCUUUGCUGCUGAACAUUUCUGUUUAGCUUCUAAGGCCAGAAAGAUUACUAAGGUGCUUCCAGGAAUGCUCUAUACUUGUGGCCUUGUAUUCUAAGAGCAAAAUACAGCUUUUUCUUGUCCAUAAAGAUUCAUAAUCACUAAAUCAAAUAAGCAGCCUGUGAAUAUAAUUACAUUACAAAUGUACUUGUACAUUAAGAUUACAAAUGUAUGCACAGAUUCUUCAACUAAACUACAUUUUCCAAACUGUGUUGGGAUCUCUCCCUCCAUUCCUAGUUUCUAAUUCAUGCUUUAAACAAAGAUUAUAUGGAUCAAAUUUUGUGAGACUUGUACCUACUAAAAAUCCAUUAAACCAUAAUAUAUAUAAAUAAUUACAUCCAUUAUUUUAAUACAUUUGCAUUUCUUUUAGGCUGCAAAUAUGAAUAUAUAUCUUUGAGAUUAUUAAUUUAACUGAAUCAAUUUUUAAAUUAUGUGGUUCAGGAUGUUGCUAUGGACAGCUGUUAGAAAUUACCCUGAUAAACUAGAAAGGGAAAAUGAAAAUACUUCAUAGUUUUGUUCAACCACAAAGUACUUUUCAGUAUUGGUAAGAUCCAAAAUUAAGCCAUGCAGAUUUUUAAACAGAUCAAAGGCUGGUAUAUGCUUUAAAAUACAAAAUUUAGUCCUUUAUAUUUUAUAAUUUCCUUUACUUAGAAUAUCCAUUGAAGUUACUAUUGUCAAACUUAAAAAUGGGAAAUUGUGACUGAAAUAAAGUGACUGAAAUUUAAAACAAGCCACUUGCCACUCCAUAUAUCUCCCUUUUCCUGUCAUGAUCUAAUUUAACAAUUAGAAAAUUGAAUGUACAUUCAGCUAUUCAAGUUAGCUUGUGUUUUGCACACACUGAAAAUCUAGAUCCCAGUGCAAAAUGCAAUCUCAUGCUGAUCUCACCAUAAGAGGGUAGAAAAUAAUUGCUUUGUAGUGACAUAAAAGUGAUUAGAUGAAGCAAACUAAUGAAGUAUAAUGGUUUUCCUGAUAAUUAAACUAUAUAUGUAAACUUCUAAAUACAGCUAUUUGUUAUGUAGGUUUGAAAAAAACUUUAAAAAAAUAAAAAAAUCAUAAAUAUGCCAUUUGA